Messenger RNA from Oncorhynchus masou masou (cherry salmon), 4402 nucleotides. It is a transcript of the gene cracr2b, whose product is annotated as calcium release activated channel regulator 2B. The coding region runs from base 443 to 2167 and encodes 574 amino acids. The transcript has 16 exons. Gene Ontology annotation, molecular function: GTPase activity; GTP binding; calcium ion binding. Gene Ontology annotation, cellular component: trans-Golgi network membrane. NCBI's taxonomy places the organism in Eukaryota, Metazoa, Chordata, Actinopteri, Salmoniformes, Salmonidae. Gene Ontology annotation, biological process: vesicle-mediated transport. The record is from RefSeq and is a predicted model, not a curated record.
UGAAUCAGCUGUUGUAUUGUUGGAAGAGAAAACCAUCCACACGUCUAAGAAACACCAUGCUACUUAUUGGUGUAGCUUUAAAAUGUAUUACAAAUAUUUUGGAGGGAAUCCACCCUUGUAUACGUCAUUUGCCUAAUGACGCACGAGUGGAAUAGUGCCGUCUCAUUUCAAACGAGCGCAAUUCCAUCCACAUUCUCUCCAUUUGACCCUUAUCAAAAGGAGGCGAGAAAGUGAGGACGGAGGAGAGAGGUCGCAGGAGGUUCCAAUGCGCCCUCCUGUGACUUGCAGGGAAAGUUUAAAGUCCCCCGGUGAACACACAGGAGGUUGACACCUGGGACAAGUAUCGGAGAGGUCAAGCUGUAACCUGAUAGUGAACCAAUUUAUUUGUUUCUCUGGAAAUGCCAUCGCAAUGUCCCUCGGGCUGUUUACUGUUUGAUAACACAUGGAGCAGAUGGGUUCUUCACUUCUGCAGGACGGAGUGAUGUCUAGCUGGUUGAAGGACGGGGAGGUGUUGACAGGUGAGGGAAGUGUAACUGCAUCCCCAUGCAGCCGCAGACAGCGGAUCUUGUCAACGCCAGGUGGAUGUGGCAGUCUCAGGCCGGGUGGCAGGGGGGUAGGGGUGCGCGGCCAUGGGGGGUCACCUAGCUUCAAGGAAGGGGUGUCCGGGAUGCUGCAGCCAGAGACCAUGGGGAAGGCCAAAGAGCUGUUUGUUCUCUGUGAUAAAGAAGGAAAAGGCUUCAUCACCAAGAGAGAUAUGCAGAGACUGCAGGGGGAGUUACCUCUCUCCCCAGAACAGCUGGAGUCUGUUUUUGAGAGUCUGGACAGAGACAGAAACGGAUUCCUAACUCCUGUCGAGUUUAACAUGGGCCUUGCAGGGGAGUUGAUGGGGGUGGAGGAGAGCACAGAGAAAAGGCAGACAGAGACUGAGGAAAACGAAGACCUAGAAGAACUCCGAUUUAUUCAGAUACUGACGGAGCUGGGAGCUGACAAACUCUUCAAAGAUCAGUGCGAGCUGGGUACCCUGUGGUGUGCUCUCCAGAGAGACAGACCAGAGCUGCUCUCUAUCCUGGAGGAUGUCCUAGUCCACGCUGUGUCUCAUCUACAAGACUCACUGAGGGAGAGAGACAGUUUGGAACUGGCUCUACGCAGACGGGAGAGUGACCACGACAGGGUGGUUCGGUCCAUAUACGAGGAGAUGGAGAGUCAGAACAGAGAGGAGAGAGAGAAACGACUCGCUCAGGACAGUAUCAGACAGUGGGACAGAAGACAGAAGAUUGCUGAGGAGCUGAAGACGAGGGAGCAGGAACUGGAGACCACCCUGGCCAAGCAGAGAGAGCUGGAGGCUCGUAUCCAGGCGCUGGGCUUUGAGCAGGCAGACAUCAGGGUGCAGAAUCAGAAGCUCCACAGUCUGAACAUACAGCUCCAGGAGCAGCUAGAGACCAGCCGGGAGGAGCUACAGAAAGCCCUGAAACAAUUAAAGUUCCUUCAGUCAAACACUGCCCAGGAGGAGAGGAGCAGAGAGAGUGUGUUUCUCUCUAGGACUGUGCUCAAGGUCUCCAAGAACAUGCAGAAAGAAAAAGACAGUCUGCAGAGGCAGUUGGAGUUACUGAGGGAUAUGAACAAACGUCUGAGAGAUGAGAAAGACACACAUCAGUCCCAGAAGAGGCCUCCUAAUGUCAGGAAGCCUCUGCAGAAGAAAGGCUCAGUGAUAGGGAACUACAUACUGCCAGACAAGCCAAUCGAAAGACAGCUGAGCUCUUUCAGCCAAUCAGAGCUGGAGCUGGCUUCAGAUGGGAUACCAUUUAACUCAUCCAAGAGAAGACAGGCAUUCAGAGAACACAGCUGUGGCGAUAAUGGACGGAUUGAAGCAAUACAGGCCAGACUGACCAGCCCCCACCCUCAGAGGGUAUUCAAGGUGGUGUUUUUGGGGAACUCGGGAGUGGGCAAGAGCUCCUUCAUCCACCACUACUGCAAUGGACACUUCCCCAACACACUGGGUUCUACUGUGGAUUCGUGCUGUGACACUGGGCUCCACCACCAUCGCUCUUCAGCUCUGGGAUACUGCAGGACAGGAGAGGUUUGUGUGUGUGUGUGUGUGUCAGUGGAGGCUCCUCAGAGGAGGAGGGGGAGGACAAUCUUCCUCAGUGAAUUUCAGAAAAAUAGAUGAUGUGAUACAAAAAGUUAUCUUAUUUAGAUACAACUAUAGUAAAUAUAUUCACCUGACCAAAUAAUUGAUUAAAACCCUGUUUUGCAAACAAGGUCUACUGUAGCCUCAACAGCACUCUGUAGGGUAGCACCAUGGUGUAGCUGGAGGACAGCUAGCUUCCGUCCUCCUCUGGGUACAUUGACCUCAAUACAAAACCUAGGAGGCUCAUGGUUCUCACCCCGUUCCAUAGACUUACACUGUAAUUAUGACAACUUCCUGGAGGACGUCCUCCAACCUAUCAGAGCUCUUGCAGCAUGAACAUGUUGUCCACCCAAUCAAAGGAUCAGAGAAUGAAUCUACUACUGAAAGCAUACGCUACAGCUAGCUAGCACUGCAGUGCAUAACAUGUGGUGAGUAGUUGAUGCAACGAGAGAGAGAGAGAGACAAUAGUUGAACAGUUUUUAACAAAUUAAUUUAUUCAAAAAUUAAAAGAGAACGAGAGAGAGAGCUAUAUUUCGUUGCGUAUAUCUUUUUCACUUUUACUUACUUAGCUAGCGAAUGCAGCUAGCUAGUUUAGCCUACUCAAACACCUGGCAAAAACAGAGAGGAAUGCUAUGUUAGCUAGCGGGCUAUGGCUAUCCAACAGAGAGGGAUGCUAUGCUAGCUAGCUGGCUAUGGCUAUCAAACACAGCAGGAUGCCAUGAGAGCUAGCUGCAGUGCAUAACAUGUGGUGAGUAGUUGACGCAAUGAGAGAGAGAGACUAUAGUUGAACAGUUUUUAACAAAUUAAUUUAUUCAAAAACUAAAAGAGAACGAGAGAGAGAGCUAUAUUUCAUUGCGUAUAUAUUUUUCACUUUUACUGACUUUGCUAGUGAAUACACCUAGCUAGUUUAGCCUACUCAAACACCUGGCUAGAACAGAGAGGGAUGCUAUGUUAGCUAGCGGGCUAUGGCUAUCCAACAGAGAGGGAUGCUAUGUUAGCUAACUGGCUAUGGCUAUCAAACAGAGAGGGAUGCUAUGUUAGCUAGCUGGCUAUGGCUAUCCAACAGAGAGGGAUGCUAUGUUAGCUAGCGGGCUAAGGCUAUCAAACAGAGAGGGAUGCUAUGUUAGCUAGCGGGCUAAGGCUAUCAAACAGAGAGGGAUGCUAUGUUAGCUUGCUGGCUAUGGCUAUCAAACAGAGAGGGAUGCUAUGUUAGCUAGCGGGCUAAGGCUAUCAAACAGAGAGGGAUGCUAUGUUAGCUUGCUGGCUGUGGCUAUCAAACAGAGAGGGAUGCUAUGUUAGCUAGCUGGCUAUGGCUAUCAAACAGAGAGGGAUGCUAUGUUAGCUAGCGGGCUAAGGCUAUCAAACAGAGAGGGAUGCUAUGUUAGCUAGCGGGCUAUGGCUAUCAAACAGAGAGGGAUGCUAUGUUAGCUUGCUGGCUAUGGCUAUCAAACAGAGAGGGAUGCUAUGUUAGCUUGCUGGCUAUGGCUAUCAAACAGAGAGGGAUGCUAUGUUAGCUAGCGGGCUAUGGCUAUCAAACAGAGAGGGAUGCUAUGUUAGCUAGCGGGCUAAGGCUAUCAAACAGAGAGGGAUGCUAUGUUAGCUUGCUGGCUAUGGCUAUCAAACAGAGAGGGAUGCUAUGUUAGCUUGCUGGCUAUGGCUAUCAAACAGAGAGGGAUGCUAUGUUAGCUAGCGGGCUAAGGCUAUCAAACAGAGAGGGAUGCUAUGUUAGCUUGCUGGCUAUGUCGAGUCGCAAUUUAAUGGCUCAGACACAGUAUUAUGUGGCAGGGUCUACAGGAAAUCACGGUCUACAAAUACAAAAACAGCCACGUCACUGAUACCGACGUCACGCUUCCAGACAAACUAAACACCUUCUUUGCCCACUUUGAGGAUAGUACAGUGCCACCGUCGCGGCCCGCUAACAAGGACUGUCCCCCCCUCUCCUUCUCCUUGGUCGACGUGAGUAAAACAUUUAAACAUGUUAACCCUCGCAAGGCUGCUGACCCAGAUGGCAUGCAGACCAGCUGGCUGGUGUGUUUACAGACAUAUUCAAUCACUCCCUAUCCCAGUCUGUUGUCCCUUCAAGAUGGCUACCAUUGUUCCUGUACCCAAGGAGGCAAAGAUAACUGAACUAAAUGGUGUGUGUGCUCAGCCCCCUCCUGUACUUCCUGUUCACCUACGACUGCGUGGCCAUGCGUGCCUCCAACUCAAUCAUCAAAUUUGCAGAUGACACAACAGUAGUGGGCUUGAUUACCAACAACGAUGAGACAGCCUAUU